CUGGAGUUACCGCACCCGACACAGGCACAUUCUGAGAAUUACACCAGACGACGGGACCUAACGACCGCUGCACCGCUGUACCUGCACAUUACUGCUGUAGCUCCACCCCGCUCACCGCCGUACCGACAGUCCUACACGCGAUAGAAGCAACCUUCGAAGCUAGCACGAUCCGAUCGGCAGGAACUUUGCACGGUCCACCCGCACCCAGCCCCGGCCCGGACCUUCCAAAGCGGGGCCCCGGGCAUACUUGCACCGACCGACAAUCGGGAACGGCGCAUCUCCACCGGCACUCUGAUAUUCUGCGGUUUUGAGAACUCGACAUCCACACAGCAAUCUCACCAUGGCAUCGCAGAAAUCGCCGCUGGGUUGGUUCCCAGCUCUGUUGCUUGCCUGCGCGACGUUACCACAGUAUGCGGCUGCAGCUCCUUACCCGCAGCCAGAGCCACAGGCAAAUGUUCAAUGGGUGACCUCCAUCUGGACCGACACGUUGACGCAAACCCACACCAGCAUCUACAGCACUGUUGUUGCAGCUGUGCCCACGGGCGGUCCCGAUUGCGUUCCCAACACCAGUCUUGGCGAGUCAGCAUGCGGCAGCAUUUGCUGUGCGGCAUCGCAGAAGUGUCAAUACGCCGGCCAGUGCAUGGCGAAGGGUGCCAACGACCCCCCGUUCUUGGGCAGCACCUUGGUCGGCCACACUUACACCACCCAAUACAGCGCCCCUUACCGUCCUACCAGCGGCGCGACAGGAACCGCAGCCAGUGCUACAGCCAGCAGCACGGGCGGUGCGGGCGGUGGUGCGGGCGGUGGUGCGGGUGGUGGUACGGGCGGUGGUGCGGCCGGUGGUGAGGCCGGUGGCGGCACGGCUGAUACCGGUCUGAGCGGAGGAGCGAUCGCGGGUAUCGUUAUCGGCACACUCGCCGGUGUUGUUCUGCUUCUGUUGCUGUGCGCAUGCUGCAUCGUGCGCGGCCUGUGGCACGGUUUCCUGGCCAUCUUCGGCAUCGGAGCCGGCAACAAGAGGAGCAAGGAGACCGUCGUCGAGGAGGAGCGUUACGCUCGUCACAGCGGCCGGAGAGACUCUCACGGCUCUUGGUAUGCCGGCGCCGGUGGCGGUCGUCCCAGCGGGGCUGCUGCGCGCAAGGAAAGCAGCGGAAAGGGCCUGAUGGGCGCCGGAGCCGCUCUCGGUACGCUCUGGCUCUUGCUCGGAAUGAAGAAGGAUAAGAAGAAGGAGUCGUCGAGACGCAAGUCCAGGAGCGAGAACAGCAGCUAUUACUAUUCUGACUAUACCUCCAGCGGAAGCCCUAGCUCGUUCAGUAGCGAUAGACGAACUCGGCGCUCUGCACGCUCUGCCUCCGCUCACGGCGGUGCGGGUAGGACCAGAACAGCCAGCAGAGUGACUAGGACGACGACCCGCGUGUCGCGCGUUAGCUCCGUGCCUCCGCCUCCUCCUGGUCAACGCCGCAUUUCGAGAUCUCCCGGCCCUAUGAGGGGAUGAAGAACUCAGGUCCUAAUGCUGAACUGAUCCCUUGCAGCCGCACGCACUUCAUCUGUCAGGGCAGGCAUGCUGCACUGCAUGAGCCCCUAUGCAGAUGACAAAGCGAUAGCAAACAGCUAUCUUGCGAUUCCUCGUUUCUGUGUACAUGUCUUUUCUGAGUU
Messenger RNA from Neurospora hispaniola, 1653 nucleotides. RefSeq lists its product as uncharacterized. The transcript has 2 exons. The coding region runs from base 341 to 1492 and encodes 383 amino acids. The record is from RefSeq and is a predicted model, not a curated record. NCBI's taxonomy places the organism in Eukaryota, Fungi, Ascomycota, Sordariomycetes, Sordariales, Sordariaceae.